AUGGCUGAGAUAGCGAUUGCUGGGGUAAUUGUUCCCGCUGUUGCAACUCUUGCGGCACCUGUUCUGCAACUUCUGUUGUCCAAAGCUGGAACACGCUCCAUUUCGCUUGCUGGCACACAUGAAGUGCUAAACUAUGGAUUGGCGCAGCUACGUGCUCAACAAAUGGACAAAGACCGUGCAGUUUGGAGCCAUAGCGAGCAGAAAGAUCCGUCUGAGGCUUACAAGCUUUGGAAGGAGCGUGUAUCACAUAUUGAGAAAGAGGUGGCUUUCGUGAAUGAAAAAUAUCAUAAACUAGGGACAAGGAAACGGCGUCUUUUAAAAAGAAUUGGUUUUCAAAACGAGAUCAAAAGGGUACUCAGUCACGUUAUCAGAAUUCUUGAACAAUGUCCAGAGGAGAUUCUAGUUGAUAAGCAGCUAGAGUGGGUUAUAAAGGAGAUCAGCGUUCCACCAAUUGGGAAGUAUCCGACUCUUAACAAAGCCUUCUGGGAGAUUCAGAAUCUGCUAACAGAUAAUGAAGUAAAAUGCGUGGCACUUCACGGACAAAAAGGGGUCGGGAAAACUACAAUAAUGAGAAACUUAAAUAACCACUUCUGUAGUGUUGACAAGUUGUUUGAUAUGGUGAUUUUCAUCAAAGUGCUGGCUGAUGAGCAGACUGAUCCGCAGGCUGAAUACCUUGACAUUUUGCAAAAAAUUGCGGUUCGAGUAAAGGUGAAUGGAGAAGGUAAUGAAUCUGAAGUUGUUGGAAGAAUACAGAAAGUUCUGGAGAACAAAAGAUAUUUGCUGAUUUUAGAUGACAUAAGGUACAAACCCGAUGAGAUUUGGAAAAAGUUGAAUAUUUCAAAGGACCAAAAGGAUAGUAAGGUGGUAAUAACCACUCAUUAUCCUCUUGCUUUAAAGUCGAAUUAUAUUAAUAGGGACGUCAAGCUUAAAGAGUUAUCCCCUCAUGAAGCACAGUCUAUGUUUCGAGACAUUGCUAGUGUCAAGGUUUUACCACCAAACGCUAAAUUGAUAUGCAAGAGGUUCUGCUCUUGUCUUCCCCUGCUUAUAGAUCCUAUUGCAAAGUCUUUUAGCUAUCAAGAGGAUCCUCCUGAUUGGCUUACGGCUUUGAAUGAAUGUAUGCCUUGGCCUCAAGUUGGAGUUAAUGGUUUGAAAGAGAUAUUCUCAACCUUGGAAAAUUAUUGUUAUAAGCGGCUACGUGGUCAAAGUGAACAAAAAUGCUUCCUUUACGCUUCACUAUAUCCUGCAAACAGCAAGAUAUACACAGAUUACUUAGUGGAAUGUUGCAUAGCUCAGGGCUUUCUUGGUAAGGUUGAUGCAACUACUAAGUACAGUGGGAUGCGCACUAGAGCUAUUGAUUCAGUAUUGAGGUCCCUUGUUAAUGUUUCAUUCUUGGAGGAAGGGGAACAGAUGAGGUAUGUUAAAAUGAAUGACCUUUAUAGGCAACUUGCUUUACAUAUAUUAUAUAACAACUCUGAAGGCAGAACUUAUUUUGAUAAUGAAAAACAUAAGGAGCCCUUCAGAUCAGAAUCAUGGCAGCAUGCGAGGUGGGUUUCUAUGGUUGGUAGUAAAAGAGAUAGUCUACCAGCAAACCAGAAUUGUGGGAGUCUUCAGGCACUGUUGCUACAAAAGAAUCCGAGGUUGGCUGAAAUCCCAUUAGACUUUUUUAAAAGUAUGAGCAAUCUUCUUGUUUUAAACUUAUAUAGGACUAAAAUAAGCAAGUUACCAUCUUUGACAGAACUAACUGGGCUUAAGGCGUUCUAUGUCAAUGGUUGUUCAAGAUUGAAAAUAUGUUCGCAUGAUAUCCAACCACUUCAACAUCUUGAGGUAUUGGACAUUCGAGGUACUAAAAUAAAUUUUGUGCCAUACUUGGCAAGUUUGUGGUGUCUAAGAAUCUCAUACUUUGCGAGCAGCAAUUAUGAUGGAAUUUCAGAGCUUCACAGAUUAGAAGAAUUAACCAUUGAAGUGAAGUCCCCAUCAAAAUGGUGCGAUGAUGCUGAAAAUAUUAUACAAAAAGUUGCUUCUUUGGAAAAUCUAACAACUUUCCGAUGCAGCUUUCCUUCUUCAGAAACCCUUGGAAAAUUCCUAGAGACCAGCAAAUCAAGGAGAGGUAAGAAGCAGUUUACUCCAUGUCAAUUUUUCGUGAGAAGUGAAAACUCACAAAAUCCAAAAAUCAUUGAGUCUCUUGACGACGAUAGAAUUUCCAAGUGUGUGAAGUAUUGUAAUGGUGAUGAAAGGGUUGACUUGGCAAUCACUGAGAUGCUCCCUCAAGUUAAGGCAUUUGAGCUAAUCUGUCACAAGAGCAUUGGAACUUUAUUAGAGUUGGUAGAGACAUCAAACCCAGAAUGUCUCCAUGAUUUACUUAUAGAAGGGUGUAAUCAAAUGUCAAUCAUUGUUGAAGGAGAUAAGGUAUACAAUAUCAAUGGCACCAAUGCAGGUCUCUUGCCAAACUUGCAACAAUUACAUUUGGAUAAUUUGGAACACUUGAGGAUUGUUUUUAGGGGCCCCUUCUAUUUUGGAAGCUUUUCCAUGCUGCAUACUUUGAAAUUAAAGAAUUGUCCGGAGUUGACGAGUAUCUUUUCUCAGGUAGCAAAUAUUGAUUUUCCUAAACUGGAGAAAUUAGUGGUUCAAAAUUGUUCAAGACUUGAAGUUCUUUUCAAGGUCCCUGCUAAAGGGGAGCAACGGAUACUGCCGGAAUUGAAGGUGUUAGUAUUGGAUAGCUUGUCAAACUUCAAGUUCAUAUGCUCAAGUGAAAAUUUGGUAUGGCGUUCUUUGGAGAAGUUAAAUGUUCGAAAAUGCCCUCACUUGAAAACGCUACCUUUCAACACAAUCAAUGCAGCUAAUCUGAAAACCAUUGAAGGUGAGCAAGAAUGGUGGAGCAAUUUAGACUGGACUCAUCCCAUGGUUCAUGAGAAAUUUACGUCUGCAUUUUCAGCUUCUAAUUAA
Messenger RNA from Neltuma alba, 2943 nucleotides. Its product is annotated as disease resistance protein At4g27190-like. The transcript has a single exon. NCBI's taxonomy places the organism in Eukaryota, Viridiplantae, Streptophyta, Magnoliopsida, Fabales, Fabaceae. The record is from RefSeq and is a predicted model, not a curated record. The coding region runs from base 1 to 2943 and encodes 980 amino acids. Gene Ontology annotation, molecular function: protein binding; ADP binding.